GGUGAUUUUUUCACAAAAGCCACCAUCUCAAAAACAAUAAAGAAAAGAAACAAAACAAGAAACCAAAUUAAGAAAAGAAACCGAAACAAACAAAAGUUGAUAAUAAAACACAAAACCUUCUUUGUUGUGUUGACCAUUUCUUUACAAACCAUAUCUCAUCAUCUCUGCAAUAAAUUCUCAGCUCUCAACUUCUUCUCAUCAAAGCUUCAAAUUUCAGCAACAAUGGAAACUCCAGAACCAGAAGGUGAACUUCUCAAAAAGAUUGAAAGACUUGAAGCUGGUCAAGUUCAUCUCAAGCAAGAAAUGUCAAAGCUUAAGCUUUCUCAACGUAGAAGGUCUCAUUCAGUUUCACCACAACGUUCAAGAUUAGGUGCUUCUGUUUCUGCUUCUGGUUCUUCUUCUUCUUCUUCUUCUUCUUCUUCUGCUGCUGCAAAUAAGUAUAAUAAAGGCUCUUCUUCACCUCUUCAAAGAGAGAGUCGUUCAAGUCAUGAUCCUCUUCAUCAAAAUGGUGGCAAGUAUCUCAAUAUUUUGCAGUCAAUUGGUCAUUCUAUUCAUAUAUUGGAUCUUCAAUGUCGUAUUAUAUACUGGAACCCAAGUGCUGAAAAUUUGUAUGGUCAUACAGCAGAAGAAGUUCUUGGUCAUGAUGGGAUUGAGGUGCUUGUAGACCCUAGUGAAUUUGACUUAGCUAGUGAUAUAUUCAACCGUGUGAAAAUGGGAGAAAGUUGGACUGGUCAAUUUCCUGUUAAGAAUAAGAUGGGGGAUAAGUUUGUAGUUGUUGCAACCAAUACACCUUUCUAUGAUGAUGAUGGAAGCUUGAUUGGUGUUAUUUGUGUCUCGAGUGAUUCAAGACCUUUCCUUGAAAAUAUAGUUCCUUUUUCAGUUGGAAAGAAUGAAGAAAAGGAUUCAGGUGUUAAUUUUCCUAGAAUUGCCAUUACAAAUAAGCUCGGUCUUGAUCCUCAACAGCCACUUCAAAAUGCUCUAGCAUCGAAAAUCUCAAAUUUGGCUUCAAAGGUGAGUAACAAAGUCAAAUCUAAAAUCCGGACGCGAGAAAAUGGUGUCGGUAGAGAAGGAGGGAGUGGAGAAAGUCAUCAUUCCGAGCAUGGUUUCUCGGAUUAUGGUCAUGCUGACCAGAGAGAGGAUGGUGGUAAUUCCAGUGGAGCUAGCACACCCGCAGGAGAGGUGCCUCCGACUCCUUUUGGUUCAUUUACUCAUGUCGAAGAGAGAUCCCAAGGGAAAACUACGAGGAACUCUAGCGAUGAGAGUGAAGAAAAACCUAUACACAAAAUCAUAACUUCUAAGGCUGAAGCAUGGAUUCAAAAGAAAACUAUGUCAUGGCCAUGGAAAGCAAAUGAUCGAGAAGAAUCCGAGUCAAAGAACGUUCGUGUUUCUUGGCCUUGGUUGCAGGGUGAUCAAGAAAAAGAGUCAACUAAUCAGAAGAAUCUGUCGUCUGGAUUGAAGCAGCCCGAAAGCCGGGCUGCUGAAAGUUAUCAACAUGUUCCAAAUGAGGCUUCAGGAGGAUCCUGGUCCUCCUUCAAUGUUAACAGCACAAGUAGUACCAGCAGUUGCGGGAGUGGCAGCGGUAGCAGUUCUGCUGCUAAUAAUAGAGUGGAUGUUGAUUCUGAUUGUUUAGAUUACGAAAUUUUGUGGGAGGACCUUACAAUUGGAGAGUCUAUUGGACAAGGUUCUUGUGGAACUGUAUACCAUGCUCUGUGGUAUGGAUCGGAUGUUGCUGUAAAGGUUUUCUCAAAGCAAGAAUAUUCAGAAGAUUUAAUACAGUCCUUCAGACAAGAGGUGUCUCUCAUGAAAAGACUUCGCCAUCCAAAUAUUCUACUUUUUAUGGGCGCAGUAACUUCACCUCAGCGUCUAGGCAUUGUAACAGAGUUUCUACCACGCGGAAGCUUAUUUCGUUUGCUUCAGAGAAACACGUCCAAACCUGAUUGGAGACGGAGAGUUCACAUGGCUGUAGAUAUUGCACGAGGUGUAAAUUAUCUUCAUCAUUGCAACCCCCCUAUCAUCCAUCGAGAUUUGAAGACUUCGAAUCUUCUAGUUGAUAAGAAUUGGACUGUAAAGGUCGGUGAUUUUGGUCUUUCACGCAUCAAACAUGAAACCUAUCUCGAGACUAAAACUGGAAAAGGCACGCCUCAAUGGAUGGCACCAGAAGUUCUUCGUAACGAACCCUCCAAUGAGAAGUCCGAUGUUUACAGCUUUGGAGUGAUUAUGUGGGAACUUGCAACUGAAAAAAUCCCUUGGGAUACUCUGAAUGCAAUGCAGGUUAUCGGAGCUGUAGGGUUUAUGAACCACCGCCUAGAAAUUCCGGAAGAUAUUGAUCCACAGUGGGCUUCUAUAAUCGAGAGUUGUUGGCAUACUGAUCCGGCUAGCCGACCAACAUUCCAAGAACUGCUGGAAAGGCUUAAAGAACUUCAGCGACGCUACGCCAUUCAGUUCCAAGCAGCCAGAUCUGCUGUUGGGGAAAACACUCAAAGGAAUCCUAGCUGAUCCAUUUGUGAGAAUUGUUUCUUUUUUGUCACUCGCGGCGGCUGAUGCAUAAGGAUUCUUUUGCACAUAUCUUACAAAAUCAUUCCUCAUGAGUAGAUGAGUUGAUACAAACAAAUGGUCUUGGAUCCGCACAGCAUUAGUGGUUUGAAUUCAUGUUCAGCGACAUUUGCUCCGAUAUCAUACAAGGGGGAUAAGAGAAUGGAAAAAUGGUGGAAAAAGGUUGCAAAAAACACUAGUGUAGUUAUUUUGUGGUACAAUGGAAGAUUUUAAACUAUAGUGCUGCUACAUGUUUGGAGUCUUGUGAAUGAGUUUCUAUUGUAAUGUAAUUUUAUAUGGAAAAUGUUUGUACCACUUUUAAUUGUACAGAAGGUAGAAGAAAAAAAGUAAAGAAAACAAAAGAGCUUUUAUUUUACUACAUAGAAAUGCCACUUUAUAGUUCAACUA
Messenger RNA from Trifolium pratense (red clover), 2940 nucleotides. Its product is annotated as dual specificity protein kinase splA-like. The record is from RefSeq and is a predicted model, not a curated record. The transcript has 13 exons. NCBI's taxonomy places the organism in Eukaryota, Viridiplantae, Streptophyta, Magnoliopsida, Fabales, Fabaceae. Gene Ontology annotation, molecular function: ATP binding; protein kinase activity. Gene Ontology annotation, biological process: protein phosphorylation. The coding region runs from base 223 to 2496 and encodes 757 amino acids.